CAUCUGAGUGACACUGAUCUCUUCUGCUGGACGGAUUCACUCACUGACUGAGAGAGAGAGAGAGAGAAGCUCCUAGAAGCAGCAAAGAGUUGAAACUAAAGGAACCUAUUCAGGCGGAUUGGAUUGGAGACAUGACCAAAGAGACUGAGACUCUGGGACUGGUCCUUCAGAGCGAGAACUUCAUCUAUAACCGUUACAAUAGCUACACCAUGGACUCCUGGUCCUACCUGGAGAGCCCUGGCGCCGAGCACGCUGCCCCCAAACCCAGACUCCAACCAGGAGACGACCUAACGGCCUUAACCCUGCUUUAUGAGCAGUGCAAGAACCACAAAGACCAGAAGAUUGUUACCAGCAACCGGGUCGGCAGCAUCUGCAAAACAGAGAGGAAUCAAACCAACACCAAUGAGCUUGCUUCAUUGGGGGCGUCCGCCAACGUCAUGAAGAACCUCUCUGAGGGGGUUCCCUUGAGCCAUUCCCAGGAGUUUUUGGGAUCCAAGCAGGACGCCUCACUGGCUAUCUCUGCCCCCGCCGCCUCAGACAGCUACGCCACCCUGACCAGCGUGGUGGCAGACACUUACGACAAGCAGGAGCUCAACAUCAUAUUUGACUCCCUGUUGACCGGCACGUUCCCCGAUCCUAGCACAGAGACUAUUCACUACGACGGCUUCCAGGAAGAAGAAUCCAGCCCCGUCUACUCCGGCUCCUACACCGGCUCCCCGCCGGAGAGGUUCAGGAAUGAGUUCCAGUUUUCGCUGGGUGCUCCCUUGGCUUCUUCUUGCAAGUCCAGUGAGCUGCCCAUGGUCUACCUGAACAAGGGCCAGUUCUACCCCAUCACUCUCCAGGGAGUGGACGGCAGGGCCUGCCACGCUGCCACUAAAGUCAAGACGGUGGUGAUGGCUCUGUUUGAGAAUGACAAGAGCCCAGAAAUGCAGCUCCGCUUCUGGAAUCACUGGCACGCUCGUCAGCCCACGGCCAAGCAGAGGGUUAUCGACAUCGCAGACUACAAAGAAGUUUUCAGCGGCAUUAGCAAUGUGGAGGAGUUGGCCUUCAACGCUCUUUCCUUUGUCUGGAACCCCAACGAAGAGGCCAAGGUUUACAUCGGCAUCAACUCCCUAAGCACAGACUUCUCGUCCCAGAAGGGGGUUAAAGGCCUGCCUCUGAACCUGCAGAUUGACACCUACGACUGUAGCUCAGGAACCAACCAGCUCCUCCACAGAGCCGCCUGCCAGGUCAAGAUCUUCUGCGAUAAGGGUGCUGAGAGGAAAAUGCGUGACGAGGAGAGGAAGAGGAGCAAAAGGAGGGUGAAGCCCGAUGCUAACGCCAACAAGUCAUCAGGGAGCAGCGACUGUACCUUCUUCCAAACCCUGGCUGAUCACAUCACCCAGCCAGUUCUUUUCAUUCCAGAAACACACCUCUCCAGCUUACAGCGCAUGGUUCCUCCCAUGGACGACAAUGAAAGGAGUUCUUUGAAGAGAUUAUAUCCAGACAGAGAACAAAUGAGCGCUCCACCUAGCAAACAAGCCCGCAGAGAAGACCCACAAAGAGUUCUGCUCUAUGUGAGGACGCACUCCGAUGAGGUUUUUGAUGCGCUCAUGCUCAGCACGCCUACGCUGUCGGGCCUACGGGAAGCUGUUUCAGAAAAGUACGGUGUACGGCAAGAGACCAUUGGGAAAAUCUACAAAAAAUGCAAGAGAGGGAUUUUCAUCAACAUGGACGACAACAUCAUCGAGCAUUACACCAACCAGUCGGCCUUCCUCAUUGAGAUGUCCGAGGUGAUCAACGGUCAGUUCCAGGUCACCCUCAUCGAAGUAUGAGAGCGAGCUUUUGAAGCCGUUGAAGAACGUAACUAUUCCCAGCUGGCAGUUUGGACCAUCUCUUAUAGCACUGCUCAGUCAAAGACAAUGUAAGCUUUAGACUGCCAAAACCAAUGAGAGAAGCUGAAGAGAGGCAGCGUUUUUAUGAUGUAAAUACCCCUCGCCCCACAAUUUUGUUAUUUGAAUUGUAACUCAAGAGCAAUUAUGAUGAACAACCUGUACAUAAAUAAUGUAAAUAGAACUUAAUAUGAACGUGUUUUAUGAACUAUCCAUGUGUGUGUCGCAAUCCAUUUUCCACAUAUUGCUAUGUAUUUCAAUUUUUUUUUUACAGAGCUCUCCACAAGUUUCGUGUACAAUGCAUUUUCAAAGGUUCCUAUUCUUGCUGCUUUUAAUGUAUCUAUCAUUUAUUCUAAAAGAGUCGAUGUUGCGUUUCCUCGCCCACAACCUACUUCUGGUGUUUAUUCACUGCCACGAGUAUCAUCCUGUAGGUUCCUGUUAGUUUCACCACUAACCCGAUGGUUUCAUUUAGAACCUAAAGUCAGACAUUUCCACCCAAAAAACCACACAAUAGUUAGUAUUGGCCAUCAUUUAGUCUGGGGUUGUGAACAUUUGCUUCCUCUACAGUGUAAGCACAGAGUUAAAAAGAACCAAAUCCUGAGGCCCGCCAAAGGAUUUUCAUUGUAUGUGUGUGUGUGUGUGAGUGGGUAAAAACCACCAGAAUCAUUUUCCCUUUUACAUUACGCAUCAUUUCAAAACAAGCAUGUAUCCCUGUAAAAUUUCAUUAUUAUAUCAUGGCAAUUCUACUUGUAUUAGUCCCAUCGUGCCUUUUUUCUAAGAUAAUAAAGAAAAUGC
Pungitius pungitius (ninespine stickleback) is the source of this 2666-nucleotide messenger RNA. RefSeq names its product grainyhead-like transcription factor 3 (gene grhl3). Gene Ontology annotation, biological process: regulation of transcription by RNA polymerase II. Gene Ontology annotation, cellular component: nucleus. The record is from RefSeq and is a predicted model, not a curated record. Gene Ontology annotation, molecular function: DNA-binding transcription activator activity, RNA polymerase II-specific; RNA polymerase II cis-regulatory region sequence-specific DNA binding. NCBI's taxonomy places the organism in Eukaryota, Metazoa, Chordata, Actinopteri, Perciformes, Gasterosteidae. The transcript has 15 exons. Bases 132 to 1814 code for a protein of 560 amino acids.